CAAGACUUAUAUAUCUACACAUAUAUUAUUGUGUUAUUAUUUUAGUUUUUGAAAAUAUGGGUAACUGCGUAUUUUUAGGCAAUGGUGCCGGUGGUGCAAGAAAACUAUACGAUAAAAAUGAUUUAUUAAUCAAAGUGGUAACUCCAAACGGCGGCGUAAUGGAGCUUCAUCCUCCAAUCUUCGCCGACUUCAUCACCAAGGAAUUUCCCGGCUACAUCAUCCACGACACCUUAAGCCUUUACCACUCAUCUCCGCCGCUUCUCCACGGCGAAGAGCUCUUUCCCGGGAACAUUUACUACCUUCUUCCUCUUUCUUCCGUUACCACAACCGCUCAACAAUAUUCUUCCGACCAAUUAUUAGCAACGCCAUACAGAAUGUCUUACGGGAAAACGACGUCGGUGAAGGAGGCUGCGAAUGGCGGCGGAGUGUGGAAAGUGAGGCUUGUGAUAAGUCCGGAGCACUUGGCGGAAAUUCUUGCGGAGGAUGUGGAAACGGAAGCGUUUGUAGAAAGUGUGAGGACGGUGGCAAAGUGCGGCGGUUACGGCGGCGGAGCUAACCGGAGGGCAAACUCAGACCAGUUAAGCGUUACGAGUAGUUUCAAAGGGUAGUUAAGGUAAACCUUCGAAUAUGCAUAACCUUAAAGUUCAUGUAAUUUUUGAAUAUUAUGGUUUCCCCUUGUUAAAAAAAAAAAU
Messenger RNA from Eutrema salsugineum, 692 nucleotides. RefSeq lists its product as uncharacterized. The record is from RefSeq and is a predicted model, not a curated record. The transcript has a single exon. Bases 57 to 608 code for a protein of 183 amino acids. Lineage: Eukaryota; Viridiplantae; Streptophyta; Magnoliopsida; Brassicales; Brassicaceae.